AUGGCACAGAAGCCGGCGGCGUCUGGGCAUCCCUGCAGCGCCGCCGAAGCCUGCUACCUCCAUAAGUUCCGACUCUACGAGACCCAAUCGGUAAAAGUCUGGGCGACCAAUUGAAGUUCCCUUCUCUCCCUUGUUUCGUUCACCUUCUUUCUAUUUGUCAAACUCAGCUGUUCGUGUACAAUUCGGGAGGUUAAUUUCUUCUCUCGUCUUCUCUCCAAGUUCGCUCCCUAUGCAUCGGACUCACCCUCGAUCGCCAUUAUUGCAGAAUUUCUAUAUGGUAGGGAGAGACAAGCAUAGAAAGCAGUGGAGCGUGCUGAAGAUCGACAGACUGGAGCCGUCCGAGCUGAACAUCCUCGAGGACGCCGUCACCUACUCUGAAAGAGAAUGCCACGACCUCUUGAAGCGGAUAAAUGAAGGGAACAGGCCGACGGGCGGACUCAGAUUCGUCACGAACUGCUAUGGCAUCGUGGGUACGUCUCGUUUUGAAAAAAAUCGAUGCUUUGCGUGAAAUUAUUGAGAGUUUUCUCGCUCAUUUCAUUGAAAGGCCAUCUUGGUAUGAUCCUUGUUCACCAGGGUUCGUCAGGUUCUUGGGGCCCUACUACAUGCUUCUCAUCACCAAGAGAAGACAGAUUGGGACCAUCUGCGGUCACACCAUCUACACCGCCAGCAAGAGCGAACUGAUCGCACUGGCAAAUUCUACAUUUCAGCUCGAUCUGACCAACUCUAAAAAUGAGAAAAGGUCUUCCCGUUCUUCACUCAGCUGAUGCAAAAUCUCCGUGGCCCUUUUUUAGUGAUAAUUUUCACGUUUUUGUGUAUUUCUAAGAAAAGACAGAUCCUUAUGGGGUACGACCAUCACUUAAAUUGGAGUAAUUUUGACUCCAAUCAGUUAUUUGAAUCUGCAUGAGUUGACUUUUAUUAGUCAAACAGCUUUACAAUCUCAUUUAUCCUUUUGAUUAAUUUACACCUCUCUUCCUAGCAUCGGCGUCAAGAGUCUAAAAUAAAGAAACCAUACAUGAUUUAUCCUCCUUGUUCCACAUCUUUGCCAUUCGAACGCUCUCAUUAAUCUGCAUCUUUGUGGGUUACGUUUAUAAAGUUUUGAUGUUAUUCUAGCAAUUGGAACGGAAUUGAGGUACUGAAAGUAAAUUUACUUGUGCCCUUAGAAUUUCUUAUCUUAUGACGGCUACUCACAUUUCCUUCCUUUGUUUCUUGUCUUUCUCUAUUGAUGGACUAGAUACAAGAAGCUCCUGAGGACCGUUGAUCUCACAAAGGACUUCUUUUUCAGUUACUCAUACAACGUUAUGCGUAGCCUACAGAAGAACUUUUGUGACAGCCAGACUGGGCAUGUGGUGUAUGACUCGAUGUUUGUCUGGAAUGAAUUCCUGACGCGCGGCAUUAGGAAUCGUCUGAGAAAUAAUGUCUGGACGGUUGCACUCGUUCAUGGUUUCUUUAAACAGGUAAGUACCUGAUGAAAUUCAGUCUAAAAUCCAUAUCUUAUCAUAUUUUUCUUCGUAAAAUUUAAUUAUCAUGAUAGUUAUUUGUCAUCUAUAUCACCCAAGUUCCGAUGCAUGUGAUCUCACUGUGCAAACAAUCAUUUGUAGCUCUUGCUGUUUUAUUCAUCGAAGCAUUUAAAAGAAAAACAUUAUAUUUCUCGGUACCCAUUUGCUGAUAUUUGUGAAUUUAGGUCAAUCUUUCGAUGUCUGGCAAGGAUUUGAAGCUGAUAGUCAUUGCCAGGCGCUCUCGCCAUUAUGCGGGCACGAGGUCGAACAACUGGGGCAAUUAUUUUUGGUUCCCACGGCUUUAGUGAGCUGAAAGGGGUGAAAUUAAGAAAAUGACCCUUUUCAUUCAGGUAUUUAAAACGGGGUGUGAAUGAGAAAGGUCGAGUCGCCAAUGAUGUGGAGACCGAGCAAAUAGUGUUUGAAGAUAUUCCGGGCUUCCCCCCAACCCAGAUAUGCUCUGUUGUGCAGCAUAGAGGCUCCAUACCCCUCUACUGGUCGCAAGAGAACUCAUGGCUGAAUCCCAAGCCCAGUAUAAUCCGUGAGUGUCUUUGUAGCUGAUAGAAUUAUUUUCCUCCUCUUCAUCUUAUGCGUGGCCCCCCUUGCAAACUCUCAGUGCACAGGAAAGAGCAGAGCUACGAAGCCGCUAGGCUUCACUUUGAGAAUCUUGUGGAGAGGUAUGGAAACCCCAUCAUCAUCUUAAACCUGAUCAAGGUAAGUAUUGACUCUCACUAUUGGAAUAUCAUCAAUAUAAGGGUUCUUAAUUCUUUUUAUUUUCAUCAUAUAAAAUUGGAGUUGAUAGAGAUGCUGACAGAUGCUUUCUUGGGUGGGUUCCACACCCUGUUUAUUUCGUGGAUCCUGACACCCAGACACGUGAGAAAAAGCCUCGGGAGUCUAUACUACGUGAGGAAUUCGCCAAUGCAAUCGAUUUUAUCAAUAAGGGUUUAUCACAGGAGGAUCAGCUGAGAUUCUUGCACUGGGAUCUUCACAAACAUCUGCGGAAGUAUGUCCCUUGUUUUCUUUUCUCAUUUAAUGUGCCCAAAAGGCAUGCCCUUGAACUUUUUUCUUGUUGAAACACUCCCCUAACUUCAAUGAAAUCCGCUUUCUGCAGUCAAUCUGCAGCCGUAUUACCAUACUUAGGCAGAAUAGCAGCAUAUGCAUUGAACUUGACAGGCAUCUUUUAUUGCCAAUUGAGUCCAUCACCAAGCACUGAAGAUGCCAUCAAACGCCCCACUGCUGUGUAAAUUUUUUAUCCUCUCCCUUCAUCCUUCAGUUCAUAUUAAACUAUCGCUUUGAAUGACUGUUCAUUAUGAUGCUUACUGCAGGAAGGAUGAUGCUGUGGACUUCACCUCAUGGAAUGGAGAGAGGGGGGAGGGUAUUCUCCAGGGGCGACUUUUGCUUCAGAAUGGGGUGCUUCGUACCAACUGCAUUGACUGCUUGGACCGGACGAAUGUGGCUCAGUAUGCAUAUGGUUUAGCUGGCCUCGGACAGCAACUCCAUGAGCUUGGUCUCAUCGAUGUAGCUGAAAUUGAUCUGGCUUCACCUCUUGCCGAUGAUCUGGCGAAUCUUUAUGAGAUGAUGGGCGAUACCCUGGCAAUCCAAUAUGGCGGCUCUGGUGCUCACAACCAGGUACCAUGUUGUGCUCUCUAACAGGCUGAUUUUCUAACGCGAAUCAAUUCUUUUUAGAUUAUGGGUAAUGAUAAUUCAAGAAUGAUUAUUGGUUUUUGUCAACUAAGUCUAGCUGCUACGGGAAUUGAUGUUAUUUGUUGGUAAAAAAACAUUCAUAUUUGCUUCCACGAGGUUUCCCUACUGGGUGUGGUGGAACAAUUGUUCUCAGUAUGCUCACCUCCCUUGGUCGACACAUGAGGCAGUGACAUUCUCUCAUUGUGAAUAGCAGAUUCCAUGUUGGAAUGAUAAACUAUUUUCUCUAUUUUUGUUUAAUUCUUGGGAUCAUUUCAAGAAAAAAGAGUGAGUUUCUUUGCCGGUUUCUAAAACAUGUUUGAUCAUAUUUAAAUCUGAUCUGGAUCUAGUCUGUUCUUUGUUUUUUUCCCUGUCAGAUAUUUAGUUUAUAUUCUUAUGAAAAAUAAAAUCAAACAUGGGUAGCUUCGCAGUUAUGGCAUUGACCGAUAACAGUGGAUAGUUUUUUUGGCACUGAAGAAAGUUCAUAAGCUCUUCUGCAUAAACAUCCUCCCACAUGAAAUAUGAACAGCACCCAGUACUGAUCCACAGUACUGAAACAAAAAAAGAUCCAUUAAAAUGAUUGAAUAUUAUGGUCAGGUAGGAAUUAGACUCUCUCAAAUUUUGGAGUAACCAUUACAAGCCUUUGCCGGGAUCUCAUGCUUAUUAAUAUUCAUUAGCUUUAUACAGUGACGGAAUGAGGAACUGCAACUAGUAUUUCCACCUAAUACCUUAUUUUUCCAAUCUUGAGUAGAUAUUCUGUGAAAAAAGAGGCCAAUGGAAAGCCUCCAUCCAGUCUCAGGAGUUAUUCAGGAUAAUCCAAAGGUAUUAUAGCAACACUUAUGUAGAUGCUGAGAAGCAAGACGCCAUAAACUUGUAGGCCUAUAUUUCUCUCUCCUCUCACAUAUUCCCUAGUUUUGUCUUCAUAGAUAACCCAUCUUCUCCUGUUCACUGGGUCUCCGCCUCCUCUCAGAUUCCUUGGCCACUUUCAGCCUCAACAAGGUAAGCCCGCACUUUGGGAGCUGGGCUCUGAUCAGCUCUACAACAUUGGAAGGCGGGAUCAUAAUUUUGCCGAUGAAAAUUCUCGGUAAAUAUAUUUGGAAAGCUUGUGCUUCUUGUGUAGCUCUAGACUGCAUAUUCCUCCUCUUGUUGACCACUACUGUCUUGUGUUUUUAGGCUAUCUCUUAAGAGAUCCCUUUCAGACGGCAACAUUUCCUCUGAAAGCGACUUGCUCGUGUCGUCUGAUGUGAUCGGACAGAAGAAGCCCAUCGGCUUGGUUCUGCCCAAUAGAAUGGCCAAGGAUGAUGCUGAGAACGCCUGUGAUUCAACCCCGGAUAUCUCACCUUGCGAUCGUUCUAUAUCAAAUUCGAAGUGGGUUAUGGUCCUCAAAAAGAUCAAUUUCUGCCGGUUUUCUUCCUAUACUUAUUUUAUUUCCAUUUUUUUCUCUUGCAGGUAUGGCUCCCCAGUAAUGCACAGAAGGGUUUUCUGGGGUAACGAGGAUUCUUCCGUCAAUGAACAUGGGACCAAUUCAUCUACAUCCUCCAACUUUCUCCACUUUGAUUGGCUGCCGUCUUCGGGGACUUCCUUGGAGGAGAUAUAUGAUAGGUGAUGAUCUUGUUUUCGGCUUGUCAUUGAAUAUAAUAUUUUUUUAAUAAAUAAGAAUAUUUUUUAUGUAUUUAUUUAUAUAUCUACUGAGAUAUUCAGAUCCGCUCUUGUCAACUCCUCGGUCAAGCAUCGAUCAGCUGAAGAUGCUGUUGGCGGCGCCGCUACAGAGACGACUCCAAACCUCAUGGAGGAUGGAACAACUAUCGAGGUCCGGAUUUCACUGUCCCAGCUAUCGAGUUCUUGUCUUUGCAAUGAAGGGCUCAGGAAUCUGUCUGAAUCCUCUGCAGGAAGGAGGUCCGGCUGAGAUGGGUCUUGCUCUAGGCACUGGAGAUUUACUCCAAAUGGAAGGUUUUUCCGACAUUUUCAUUCGGUGGGUCGAUCACGGAGGGCUUCUGCAUUAUUGA
Spirodela intermedia is the source of this 5179-nucleotide messenger RNA. NCBI's taxonomy places the organism in Eukaryota, Viridiplantae, Streptophyta, Magnoliopsida, Alismatales, Araceae. The record is from the annotation of a GenBank genome assembly.